AUGGGGUUUUCAAAGAUUGCAGAAAGGAAGUUAACAGCGGUACCAACGGAUUUGUGGGUUACAGAGAGCAAAGUGUAUGUGAGUGUAAAAAAAAACCAUCUGGUUGUGACUGCGCAUGACAUGUCAAAAGCCAGGCAUGUCCGUUUGAAAGAGAAUGCAAGGGCGAUUGCUGGAUGCGAAGACGACUUGUUUAUUUUUUCAGAGAAAGGGAGUGUUUCGUCCUUAAGUGUUGCCAUGGAAAAUGCCAGGGAGGAAGCAAAGAACGGAAAAAUGGCUGUAAAUACAGCAGUGUAUGAUAAGCGUACGAAGAGCAUAAUAGCUGGAACUAAUAAAGGCAAGGUUCUGGUGAUGAAGGAAGGGCUUGAAAUAUCGAAGAGAAUGUACGAGUCACAGUCUGGAGUUGUGUGUGUGUCUGUAUCAAGUAUGGGAAGGAUUGCAUGUGCAUACGAAGUGGACUCUACUGUUCGAGUGUUUGAUAUGAAGAGCUCUGAUGUGAGAAACAUCCGGAUUUCGAAUGGAUUUCCGCAAGCAGUCUGCUUUGAAGGGCAGUACCUGGCAAUUGGGUCUGAUCAAGGAGUGGUGUAUUUAGUAGAUGAAGCCGAUCUGAAUAUUGUCGGGAGCUUAAGUAUUCCAUGUGCUGUAGCAUCGUUAUUUUUUAAGGACGGACGUUUGCUCGUUGGAACAGAAGGAUUUCUGUAUCUACUGAGUGUAAAGCAGGGAUCUAUGGAGAUCGUCGAUAGCUAUUGCUGUAAUGGAGUGGUGAGCAUGAUUAGCUCGAGCAAUGACUGCAUAGUGAUAAUAAUAGGAAAAGAGCGAAGACUUGGGCGAUGGAUAAUAAACAAAGAUUGGGAAAAUAAGGUGGAGGUAUUAAAAGUGAAUUGA
Messenger RNA from Ordospora pajunii, 882 nucleotides. RefSeq lists its product as uncharacterized. The record is from RefSeq and is a predicted model, not a curated record. Lineage: Eukaryota; Fungi; Microsporidia; Ordosporidae. Gene Ontology annotation, molecular function: protein binding. The transcript has a single exon. Bases 1 to 882 code for a protein of 293 amino acids.